Molecule: messenger RNA, 4682 nt
Organism: Carassius gibelio (silver crucian carp)
Lineage: Eukaryota; Metazoa; Chordata; Actinopteri; Cypriniformes; Cyprinidae
Product: anoctamin-5-like
Exons: 20
Coding region: 150-2852 (900 amino acids)
Biological process (GO): chloride transmembrane transport
Cellular component (GO): plasma membrane
Molecular function (GO): chloride channel activity; protein dimerization activity
Source: RefSeq, a predicted model, not a curated record
CCAUAGCCACAGGGAUCGCCAUCGGAGACCCGAGACACACCGGACCGGAGUGGACAGAUCUGACCCCCUGAGAGAGGAGUGGACGGGCAGACAUAGGGUCACUAUAACAAAUCCACAUUUCAUAUAUAUAUAUCUGACACUUGCUUAAAAUGAGUCGAGGAAAGACGAGUAUUGAGACGCUUAUAGAAAUGGACCCAACUGGCGAAGAAAACAAUGGCUUCCAUGGCAGUCUGGAUAAGGAGACUCUUCAGCCUGAAGAUGAAGAGGUGGAGAAGCAGCAGAGCAAGGACUCGGUGAACUUCAGAGACGGCGUGCGGAGGAUAGAUUUCGUCCUGUCUUACAUCGAAGACAAGGAUGGAGAAAAAAAACAGGAUCGAAGGAAGGAGUUUGAGGCUAACUUACAGAAGAUUGGACUUGAGCUGGAGACGGAGGACAAAUCUGAGUCUGAAGAUGGGAAGACGUACUUCCUGAAGAUCCACGUCCCGUGGGAAGUGCUGGCAACAUACGCAGACGUGCUGAAGAUCAAAGUGCCUUUUAAAGCCAGUGAUAUUCCAGAUAAAGAAGACGCACCCAUGAGCUGGCUCUGUGCGCCCUGCCGUCUGCCCGAGCACGUGAUGCAGCCGGAGCCCGACUACUUCACCGCCACCUUUGACAAGAGCAAACCCGACUUCUUCCUCAUCCAGGACAAAGACACCUUCUUUCCUUCAUCCACACGGAGCAGGAUUGUAUAUUACAUCCUCUCCCGAUGUCCGUACAGUAAAGAUGACAAGGAUAAGAAGGGCAUCAAGAGGCUGCUGAACAACGGGACUUACACAGCUGCCUUCCCUCUUCAUGAUUGUAGGUACUGGACCAGGUCUCGUGAUCCGAACUGUGAGAGCGAACGCUAUGCCUUGUAUAAAUACUGGGGUUGUUUCAGCAGCUUUUACAAGGAGCAGCCGCUCAACCUCAUACGGAAGUACUAUGGAGAGAAGAUCGCCAUCUACUUCGCUUGGCUGGGUUUCUACACAGAGAUGCUCCUCUAUGCCGCAGUUGUUGGUCUGCUCUGUUUCAUCUAUGGUUUGGCCACCUUUGACGAAAACGUUUGGAGUAAAGAGGUCUGUAAUGAGACCAUCGGGGGUCAGAUUAUCAUGUGUCCUCUCUGUGAUAAGAAAUGUGGCUACUGGAAGCUCAUCACGACCUGUAGCUCCUCAUGGCAAUCGUAUCUGUUCGACAACACAGCGACGGUGUUCUUUGCCAUAUUCAUGGGGAUAUGGGUGACUCUGUUCCUGGAGUUCUGGAAGCGGCGUCAGGCUCGACUGGAGUACGAGUGGGAUCUGGUGGACAUGGAGGGAGAGCAGCAACAGAUGCAGCUCAGACCCGAAUACGAGUCCAAGUGCACCCACCGUCGACUCAACCACGUCACGCAAGAGAUGGAGCCUUAUUUACCUCUAACAAGCAAGUGUGCUCGUUCAGUCCUGUCCGGCGCCACCGUCCUCUUCUGGAUCUCUCUGAUUAUCGCCUGUAUAAUCGCUGUGAUUGUGUACCGUCUGUCGGUGUUUGCGGCGUUCGCCAGCAUCAUGAAGGACAGCCACACCGAUAAGCUGGAUUUGAUUGGAAACCUCAUCACGCCGCAGUUCGCCACAUCCAUCACGGCUUCCUGCAUCAACUUCGUCAUCAUCAUGAUCCUGAACUUCCUGUACGAGUAUGUAGCCAUAAAGAUCACUGAUAUGGAGGUUCCCAAAACCCAUGUGGAGUACGAGAACAAGCUAACGGUGAAGAUGUUCCUCUUCCAGUUUGUCAACUACUAUUCCUCUUGCUUCUACGUCGCCUUUUUCAAGGGAAAAUUUGUGGGGUACCCUGGAGACUAUUCCUACAUGUUCGGCAAGUGGAGAAAUGAGGAGUGCGAGCCAGCCGGCUGUUUGAUCGAGUUAACCACUCAGUUAGUGAUCGUGAUGGCAGGUAAACAGGUGUGGGGGAACGUACAGGAAGCUCUCAUCCCCUGGAUGAUUAACUGGUGGGUGAGCAGAAGUGCCCGGAGUAACCCGGAGAGUCUGUACAGCCGCUGGGAGCAGGACCAUGACCUGCAGAGCUUCAGUCAGCUCGGCCUCUUCUACGAGUACCUGGAGAUGGUUGUCCAGUUUGGCUUCAUCACUCUGUUUGUGGCCUCUUUCCCGCUGGCUCCUCUGCUGGCUCUGAUGAAUAAUAUCUUGGAAGUGCGAGUGGACGCCUGGAAAUUCACCACUCAGUGCCGCCGGCCCGUAGCAGCCAAAGCACAGGGCAUCGGCGCAUGGGACGAGAUCCUCAACAUGAUUGCCGUUUUCUCAGUGGUCACGAAUGCUGUCAUUGUCUCAUUCACGUCUGAGAUGAUCCCUCGGUUGGUGUAUAAGUACGCGUAUUCGGACAGCACGAUGGUAGGAUACAUCAACAACAGCCUUUCAGUCUUCAACAUCUCCGAGAUCCCAGUGGAAAGCCGUCCGGAUGAUGGCGAGAGCCCGGAUUGGUUCUACAGCUCCAACAUCACCACCUGCAGGUAUCGUGACUACCGCUACCCUCCAGGACACGAGAAACAGUACACUUAUACCAUGCAGUUCUGGCACAUUCUCGCUGCCAAAUUAGCCUUUAUCAUCAGCGUGGAGCAUGUGGUGUUUGUGGUGAAGCUCUUUGUGGCGUGGUUGAUCCCAGAUGUGCCGUCAGACAUUGAAGCUCGUACGAAGCGCGAGCGUUACCUCAUCCAAGAGUACCUGCACAACUACGAGCUGGAAAAACUCAAAACCCAGCUGAACCAGAACGGUCCUAACAUCGAGCCGUGCGGAUCUCCCGCUGCAGACAGCAAUUCAGUGAAGCUGGAGGUGUCCUCGGACUGUCUGACCUGACACAGGUCUCGACACUAGUGCCAGGAAGCCAGUUAGACGGCUUUCACUCGGCCUGUGUCUCAAAACAGUCCUCUGUCUCAUCAUAUGUUGGAUAACCUUUUCACACCACGUCCAUUGUUUGGGAAACUCCUCGACAAAUCACUCCCAUAUUAUGUCUCCCAGACCCCUCACUUUCAGUCAUGUGACCUCUAAGAGAUAUAAAGUGUAAUAUCUUCUAUGUGUAUUUAGAUAUACAUUUAUAUCUAUGCAGAAUGACACUUUUACUCUUCAGGAACAAUUACUGCAGGUUUUCUCAUGUUGUUCUCUGCUGUUGUCUCUGUAAGACACUACAGACGUACAGAACAGACAGUUUAUGAUCUGUGUGAAAGUCUGGCUGUUGACAUGUCCGUUAAAAACGUCAAGGUUAGAUUUCAGCCCAAAACCAAACUGGGUCGAAUAUAAAAGGGGUCAUUUCAGGAUUUGUGUGAUUCACUCUGAAUGAAAGCUUAGAUUAGUGUGUCCUUCACACAGCGUCAACAUACACUAACUUUAUUGCUUAGAAUGCCUUUAAGCUACCAAAGAUUAAAAUGCCUUAACGUCGCAGACAUAUUUUACAUUAUUAAAAAACACAUAAAUAUUAAAACACUUAUAUUUUACUGUAUAUUAGGAAUUCCUUUACAAAGAAUUUUAUUAUUAUUAUUAUUAUUAUUAUAUACUGGCAUUUAUGUAUUUUCUUUUAUGAUUAAAACUGUACAAUAUUUAAGACAAACUGCCGCUGACAUUAUUUUCCAGUAUUGUGUCAUAGCUUGAUGCAGCUUUUUUUUUAAGCAUCCUAUAAUACUAGAUUUAUUUUAUUUGCUGGAAAUAGUAUGCAAAAAAAAAAAAAGAAAAAAAAAGGUUCUAUGCUAAAAUUAAGUAGAUAGAUGUAUAAACCUGCACAUUAUAUUCUUGCUGUGAUCAGUGACGGAGGCCUUUAAUCUUCACUCACGCUAUUUAUAAAGCAGUUCUCACUCUUUCAUAGUUAAAGGUAAUCUGCAUUUUAAAGCUUUACAUUGAUGGACAGGGCACAAACUUCUCAAAGCCAAAGUUGCUCCGGUGAUUUAAAAGGCAAAGCUAAUGUCUUUUUAAUGUGCCUUUAUCUCAAUGCAAAAUCCAUGCUGAGCAUUUAUUUGUGUUUCCUUUCCAAUUCAUUUACUGUGUUGUCCUGGUCUGAGUUAGUUUUGCACGAAGCACUUAAUGAGGAGUGAUUUAUCUCAGUGUUAUUGAGGCAAGAUGUGUGACAAACAACCCUUGUAUUUAUAAUAUGACAAUCUGAUAAUUUAUUUGGCAUGGGACUAAAAGCUUAAGAGACUUCAAAUCAAGUAAUUAUACGAGGACCAUGAACAGCUGGCAGUCAGACAUGUCUAUUUGCUAAUGAUGAUCACAUCUCAGCAUGUGCCUUUUGCUGUGAUUUGUGACUUGAAUAUUUCAUUUGGAAAUCAUGAUGGUUUUCUGUAAAUGUUUUGUUUUCAGUCUCUGGUUCAAAUAUGAAGAGUUUAGUGACUGUUUGGUCAGUUGUAGAACAGCCAUUUAUCGGUAAAACAUCACCUGAUCUUUGUGACAUUUCAGCUAGAUGUUCUGGGUGAUCGAAUGAUCAGCGAUUAUGCCUUAACCUUUAUCUGUGUUUCUUUAUGAUCACUGUUUUGAAGUUGAUUUAUGCUUGUUUUUAUGCAUGGUUAUUUUGGAUGUGGAUAUCAAUCUGAAGUUUUUUUGGCUAAUGUACCAGAAUUGUGCUCCGUUUUUCAUAUUUUAGGCAAACUAUUGUCUCCAGAAUAAACUAUUGAAUCCACCAGAGACUGUUGUGGACGUUGC